Molecule: messenger RNA, 1107 nt
Organism: Mycena indigotica
Lineage: Eukaryota; Fungi; Basidiomycota; Agaricomycetes; Agaricales; Mycenaceae
Exons: 1
Coding region: 1-1107 (368 amino acids)
Source: RefSeq, a predicted model, not a curated record
AUGUCACCUUCCCACAACCCAUCUCGUCUCGCCACUCUGAACAUUCCUUCUCGUAUGCCUCCCGACGAUGUCUGGACGCUGCCACAGGACCAAGCCCGGAAAGACCUGUAUGGGGUAGACGUUGUCCUGACCCGCUGUCCGGAGACCGGAAACCCCGUGGUCAUUGAUGAAGGCCACGAACUGCGGGGUUUCAACGUCCAAGCCAAGUCUACUGCCAGGUCAUCCAGCGCAGAGUCUUCGACUAGCUCGUCGGGCAAGUCGAGCGUAAUGCGGAGCUAUGGCAGCAGCAGCGCCUCAACAACUCCCGAGUUGGCAUCUUCCGGCUCAUCUGAGGAGGAAAUCAUCCCGGCGUUGAAAAUCAAGACUGGCGUUGCCAUUCGCCAUCCUCGACCUGUGUAUCCCAUUCCAACGUUUUACGAGCGCGAUCCCACUCCACCUCCAGACCCCGCUGAGGAGCGCUACAAAUAUUACCGUGACCAGCUCCGCAAUGCCACCAACAUAGCCGCACCAAUCUGCGAAUUACUUGUGUCUGGUCUUGGGCACGUCACGGCCAAAGUCGUCGCGCCACUGCUCGCCCGUCUGUCCGUCGGCAAACCGAACGUAGUUGCGGUUAUCCGAAGCGAGGCCAUCAAGCUAUUCCGCGCUUACUGGGAUACUGAUGCGUGGCGGAAAGAACCGCAUGGCGAGCAUGACUACCUGACCUCCCGCGGGGUCAACAUUGCCGGCCUCCUUGGCUCGCUCUUCGCCAACGAACUCUUUCCUACUGACGACGUCUUGCGCGCGAUUGGUGUGCUAACGGCCGGCAACCCGGCCUUCCUCAAGUUAAUGGCUCUACAUGCAUUGGUCGUGCACGCUGGCCCGCCGGUUUGUGUCGGUGACGCCAGGCUCCGAAUCGAGGGUCUUCUUGCCGUUGUAUUUGCCCGGGACUCUGCGGGGGCUCUUGUGUGGGGUCAGCACGAGGAAAGCGCGGUCCUAGUCCAGCACUUGAUGCAGGUUUUCGAGGCAUAUCUAGCCAGCGAUGAUAUGCGCCAAAUUCACGAAAAGGCUGUGGCAUAUACAGCGCCGUCUGCCACUAUGCGGUACCGGAUUGAAGAGAGCCACGAGUAA